CCCCGCGCCUCUUUCCGCUUCCGCCGCGUCCCGGCCGCGCCUGCGCGCAGCAGCCAGGGGGAGCGGCGCCGUGCCGGGAGCCGCGGGCGGAGGGCCUCCUUCCCCAGGGGAUGUGGCAGCUGUGAUUUUGGUUAGUCCUCCCUAGAAGAUCUUCCAUGAUCCAGUUAUGAGAAGAUGUUUAGGAAAGGCAAGAAACGGCACAGCAGCAGCAGCUCCCAGAGCAGCGAAAUCAGCACCAAGAGCAAGUCUGUAGAUUCCAGUCUUGGAGGACUCUCCAGGUCUAGUACUGUGGCCAGUCUAGAUACAGACUCUACGAAAAGCUCAGGACAAAGCAACAGCAAUUCUGACACCUGUGCAGAAUUCAGAGUCAAAUAUGUUGGUGCCAUUGAAAAACUGAAACACAGUGAGAGCAAAAGCCUUGAAGGGCCCCUGGACCUGAUAAACUACAUAGAUGUGGCACAGCAAGAUGGCAAGUUACCUUUUGUUCCAGGUGAAGAGGAGUUCAUCAUGGGGGUGUCCAAAUAUGGCAUCAAAGUCUCAACGUCUGACCAGUAUGACGUGCUGCACCGCCACGCGCUGUACCUGAUCGUGCGCAUGGUCUGCUAUGACGAUGGGCUGGGCGCGGGCAGGAGCCUGCUGGCCCUGAAGACCACGGACGCAGCCUCGGAGGAGUGCAGCCUCUGGCUCUAUCAGUGCAGCAGCUUGGAGCAAGCACAAGCCAUCUGCAAAGUGUUGUCUACAGCCUUUGACGCGGUGCUGAUGUCAGAGAAGUCCUGAAGCCCUGCAGCAGCCUUUGUGUGAGGAACAGACUCCUGCCACAGACCCAGAGGGGCCUCGCUGUGCAGGGCAGAGCCCCCCAGCCUGGCACACGGUACUGGGUCGUACCCCAGGCGUCACUUGAAGGAACCAUUCUGCCCUCAGCGUCCAGGACAAGGCAGAGUUUUGUACUGAACCUGAGUUUGUUUUCCCCAACUCCUGUUUUGUACAUCAGUGGCAAUAGAGAUGUAAAAUAAACCUGACACUGCCUCCUGCCUCUACCUGA
This is a messenger RNA of Pogoniulus pusillus (Red-fronted tinkerbird), 1042 nucleotides long. It is a transcript of the gene ITGB1BP1, whose product is annotated as integrin subunit beta 1 binding protein 1. Bases 175 to 777 code for a protein of 200 amino acids. Gene Ontology annotation, biological process: negative regulation of substrate adhesion-dependent cell spreading; negative regulation of focal adhesion assembly. NCBI's taxonomy places the organism in Eukaryota, Metazoa, Chordata, Aves, Piciformes, Lybiidae. The record is from RefSeq and is a predicted model, not a curated record. Gene Ontology annotation, molecular function: integrin binding. The transcript has 7 exons. Gene Ontology annotation, cellular component: ruffle; cytoskeleton; cell periphery.